GCAGCUGAGAGCGAGCGAGCGAGCGAGAGCGAGACCUGGAAAUGAAAGUAAAGAGAUCAGGAGGCACAUGGAGGGAGCUGCAGGGGCAGCCGAUCCAGAAGCAGAAUGCUGCCUUCUGUAAUUAAAUAGCACUUACUAUUAUUAUUACUUCUAGUAAUAAUACAUUAAUAAUAUCUCUAGUAAUACAAUACCAUUUAUCAAGGAAAGUUUACACAUAGUGUGGGGGGGAAAACCCGAGAAGAGCAAGUAUAAUGGAGAGACAGAAGAGAAAACAAGAAAUAGAGAAAGGACUUCAGUUCAUUCAGUCCACAUUACCCCUAAGUCAAGAAGAUUAUGAGGCCUUUUUGCAGAAGCUGGUGAGAAACUUGUUUGCAGAGGGCAAUGAUUUGUUUCGAGAGAAGGAUUUCAAGCUUUCACUGGUACAAUAUGUAGAAGGGCUGAAUGUGGCAGAUUAUGCAGCCUCUGACGAGGUGACCAUCCCAAAGGAACUUCUCUGCAAACUACAUGUCAACCGAGCUGCCUGCUACUUUGCCAUGGGAUUGUAUGAGAAGGCACUGGAAGACAGCGAGAAGGCUUUAAGUCUUGACAAGGAGAACAUACGAGCGCUAUUCCGGAAAGCCCGCUCCUUAAAUGAGCUUGGAAGACACAAAGAAGCAUAUGAGUGCAAUAGCCGAUGCUUGCUGUCCCUCCCACAUGAUGAAAGCGUCACACAACUGGGACAGGAACUUGCCCAGAAGCUGGGACUGAGGGUUCGAAAAGCAUACAAAAGACCUCAGGAAUUGGAAACAUUCUCACUACUCAGUAAUGGCACAUCAAUCAAUUUAUCAAACCAGACUACUUCCAAUGGAUUGGGUUCGAUAGAUGACAUCGAAACAGACUGCGCUAUGGACCUGCAGUGCCUCCCGGCUCCUGUGGCCGCCUCCAUCCCUGUGAAUGAUGGGCUGGCCCCUUUGCCCUCUGACGCAGAUGCAAAGGGCUUGCCUACCUCGCUCCCUGCUGCCAGCUUGCUCCCAUCUCCAGACUGUGUACCUUUGCCAGUGCCUGAGAGCGUGGAGGACUUCACAGAUGGAGACAUCAUUGGGGAAGAACUGGACUCCCUCCUGGACUCCCUUGCUGAAGGGUCACCAUACCCUCUAUCUCUGGUCCAGGGCACCAUUCCUGCCAAUCUGCCAACCGAGAUGCCCCAGUUGAUUCCUGUGUUUCCGGGGGGAACUCCGCUGCUGCCUCCAGUCGUGACAGCCAGCAUCCCUGUCUCCACCCCUCUGCCACCCGCCUCCUUUGGCCUGGUGAUGGAUCCCACCAAGCAGCUCUCCUCCUCCUCUGUCCUGGAUGCCUUCGAGGCCCCACCAGGAGGAAGUGGCGGCUCUACUUUAGAUUCGCUGGAUUCCCUGGAUCUGCUUCCCUACACAGACACACGGCUCGAUGCCCUGGACUCCUUUGGGACGAGCAGAGGGUCUCUGGAUGCCUUGGAUUCCUUUGCCAUUGAAGAAACUAGCUCUCAGGAACUGCGACACCCACCUGGCAGCCAAAAACCAUCCCCUGUGGUCAGCCUUGGUGGAGUGAGUCAUCCAGCUGUGCCCAAGGUCACCGAGCACCUGCUGUCCCAGCCAGAACCAGUAAUGCCCAACACAGCCCUGCUAGUGAAGAACCCACUGGCAGCUACUCACGUCUUCAAGCAAGCCUGUCAUAUCUGCUACCCCAAAACAGGCCCCAAGGCUGGUGAUUACACCUAUCGGGAAGGCUUGGAGCACAAGUGCAAGCGGGACAUCCUGCUGGGCAGGCUGAAGAACUCGGAAGAUAAGAUCUGGAAGAGGAUCCGUCCUCGCCCAACAAAAACCAACUUUGUAGGAUCCUAUUACCUGUGCAAAGAUAUGCUUAACAAGCAGGACUGUAAGUACGGGGAUAACUGCACCUUCGCGUACCACCAGGAAGAGAUCGACGUGUGGACGGAGGAGAGGAAGGGGACCCUCAACCGUGACCUCCUCUUUGACCCGCUAGGUGGGAUCAAGCAGAGCAGCCUCACAAUUGCCAAGCUCCUCAAGGAACAUCAGGGCAUCUUCACCUUCCUCUGUGAGAUUUGCUUUGACAGCAAACCCCGGAUUAUCAGCAAAGGGACCAAGGACACACCAUCUGUCUGCUCAAACCUUUCUGCCAAGCACAGUUUCCAUGACAACAAGUGUCUGGUCCACAUUGUGCGUUCCACCUCCCUGAAAUAUUCCAAAAUCCGUCAGUUCCAAGAGCACUUCCAGUUUGACGUGUGCCGACAUGAGGUGCGUUAUGGCUGCCUUCGUGAGGACAGCUGCCACUUUGCUCACAGUUUCAUUGAGCUCAAGGUCUGGCUGCUGCAGCAAUAUUCAGGAAUGACCCAUGAAGAUAUCGUGCAGGAAUCUAAAAAGUACUGGCAGCAGAUGGAGGCACAUGCCAGCAAACCAGCCAACAGCAUGGCUUCUCCCCGGACUCCCACGUCAAGCACCUUUGACCUCCAGAUGAAAUUUGUGUGUGGCCAGUGCUGGAGGAAUGGGCAGCUGGUGGAGCCAGAUAAAGACCUCAAGUACUGUAGUGCCAAAGCCCGCCACUGCUGGACAAAGGAACGCCGUGUCCUGCUGGUGAUGUCCAAAGCAAAGAAGAAGUGGGUGUCAGUGCGACCACUGCCUCCCACCCGCAACUUCCCACAGCAAUAUGAUUUGUGUAUCCAUGCACAGAAUGGCAGGAAAUGCCAGUAUGUGGGCAACUGCUCCUUUGCCCACAGCCCUGAGGAGAGAGACAUGUGGACCUUCAUGAAAGAAAAUAAAAUACUAGAUAUGCAGCAGACCUAUGACAUGUGGCUAAAGAAACACAAUCCUGGGAAGCCUGGAGAGGGAACACCACUCACCUCGCGAGAAGGGGAGAAGCAGAUCCAGAUGCCCACCGACUAUGCUGACAUCAUGAUGGGCUACCACUGCUGGCUCUGCGGGAAGAACAGCAACAGCAAGAAGCAAUGGCAGCAGCACAUCCAGUCGGAAAAGCACAAGGAAAAGGUCUUCACCUCAGACAGUGACUCCAGCUGCUGGACCUACCGCUUCCCCAUGGGCGAAUUCCGGCUCUGCGAAAGGUUCCAGAAGAACAAGGCCUGUCCUGAGGGAGAGGAGUGUCGCUAUGCCCAUGGCCAGGACGAACUGACGGAGUGGCUGGACCGGAGGGAAGUGCUGAAACAGAAACUGGCCAAAGCCCGCAAGGACAUGCUGCUCUGCCCCAGGGAUGACGACUUUGGGAAAUACAACUUCCUAUUGCGGGAUGGUGUAUAGUAAGGACAGGGGGGAGCCUGUCAGCUGCAGAAAUACGGAGUGGGUUUUCCGAGUGGCAGUAGCAGGGAGAGCGAGAUCAGUGUCUUACAAAGAGAACUUUUUCUUUUCUUUUGUUUUAAGAUUAUGAGACGAUGAUUUAUUAGUGAUGAAUGAAUUUGUGAAUUUGAUUCUCCUUGGCCAGCAAACGCCAUGCUUACCGAGUUUGUGAUCCAUCUUUUCUCCUUUCUUUCCCCCAAAUUCUCCCUCCACUCCAUCUUUUUGUUUUCACUGUCCAAAGGAAUUAAUUCAGUUUGUACUGGGCUGCAAAACAGAGCAUUUCUCCUUGUGUCACUGCUCUGUCCUUCAGAGUACAACUGCGCAGGUCUGGAGGACAGAGCUGAGAGAAAGGGCCAGAGAAGUUGUGGAUGCCCCAUCCCCCAGAGUGUUCAAGGCGAGGUUGGAUAGAGCUCUGAGCAACAUGGUCUAGUGGAAGGUGUCCUUGGACAGGGGGAUUGGAACUAAGUGGUCUUUAAGGUCCCUUCCAACCCAGGCCAUUCUAUGAUUCUAUGAUUUUAUGAUAUCUGGUGAAAAGAGCUGCAGCCUUCCUGCUCUCCUGGGAGUUCAGUACCAGAAGAAUUAUGAAUUUAGGUGCAAAGAAGGAAAACCACUAGAUCUGGCUUUAAAACAUCUAGGCUUAAGCUCCUGCUGUCUAUAUUGCCCUGUGGCAUAAACUGGUGUUGAGGAAGAUAACAGCCUGUGGUGUAGCAGUGCCGGUAAAAGCAGCAAAGUAAUGAAACUGCUUGCAGCAGUGGGAACUGUGUUGUAGGUGACUUCAGGCUGUUCCAGCUGACUGUAUCCAGAAAGGAAAUUGGUGACUCUUCAUUAGAUGCCUUUCUCACUGUGUGGCAAGUAUUCAGGGUAAAUAAUUUUGGUUUUGUUUUUUGGCUGAUGGGACUACUGCAAAUAAGAUUGGACCCAUCUAGAAGGUGUAGUGGAGUCUGUGACACACCCUAUGUCACUGUAGUCCAUGCAGCAGUAUCAGUCAGGAGGAAGGCUGUAACCAAAAGGAGCCUGUGUUUCUGUGUUGCCUUGUGUCCUGAAGAGAAAGAAGGGAGGUAAUGGUGUUCCCUUUUUGCUCUUUAAAUGAUGUGUGCUUCUGGUUACUUAGAGCUGUGUUUUUCCCUGCACUGCCAGAAGACCUGGGUGGGAACCUAUUUAAAAGGACACCAUCGAGCAGUGAUGGAGCAUGGGCGAUAUUUAGCCAAUGAUAAUGCAACUGGAACAACUUACCAGCACCAGAGGUCCAGCUCUCUCCUCCUCAGAGCCAGGGCAGGGAGCUUGCAGAUGCACAGUGCAGCCAGGACGUGACCCAGGGCACGGACAGUGUUUGAGAGUGAGUGGCACGGUGGGACCCAGCCAUGCGCCUGCUCCUGCCCUGCCUGAUGUAUGCCAUGAUGGGGGAAGCAGUAAUGGUGAGCUCUGGGCCAGGAUUUUUGGCUUUUAUAGUGGCAGCAGGAAGAGGCAGUACUGCUCUGAAUGCCAGCCUUGUCCUUUCUGGUGGUCUCUUCCUGUAAGCAGUAAACAUGUGUCCUGUCCUGAGCUUCCCUCUCCUCUCUUCUGCAGUCCAGCUGUGCUUUGCAGUUUUGUAUGCAGGGAUGGCACCAUCCACUCAAACACAAACACAUCUCCCUCCUAGCCUGCACCAGGGAUGUCUUUUUCAUACAGAGUCUCCCUGGACAGCAGUCUUGGACUCCUUGGGGCUGGCAGUGCUGUGUCCAUGGUAAAUACAAUCUGGCCCUGAACUGCUUGGUGCUUUGGCAUUGCUGGGUCUCCCUCUUUCCUCCCUGCUCCCAUAUCAUUGGGGUUCACCGCUCCAGGAGAGAGGAGAUGUGGAAAUUGGGAGAUGUGAAAAUGCAGCAGAUGCUGUGGGGGCAGCUGUCACCUUUCUAAACCAGCAUUCAGGGAGGUACUUUGGCUCCACUGGGGUGGUUACUGUCCAGUUAUGGAACAGAGUGCUCUGCAUGCUAGUCUGGAGUCUUUCCAGAGAGAUAAUGUGCUCUAAGGAAACUGAAUGUGCCUCUGCACUUUGAAUUGCUGAGGCUGGAAAAGAACUCAAAGAUCAUCAAGUCCAGUCAUUAACCCUGCACUGCCGAGUCCCUAGACUAAACCACGUCUCUAAUUGUCACAUCUACACGUCUUUCCAAAUACCUCCAGGGAUGGCGACUCAGCCACUUCCUGGGACAACUCAACCACUUCCCCACAGAGCUAUUUUCCUCUCCCUUAAAAUGCGGAUGGUAGUCAUUGGUUUGGUAUGAGCAAUAUCAGACGGCAGUUUUUGAGUGGUCAGGUGCUAUAUUUUCUUCUCUGUCCUUUGUGGUACCUUCUCCCGGUCAUCCUUGUGCUCAAGUGGUCAGCUUUACAGACAGAGACAGGAGAAGGCAGGCAUCAGCUCCUGGGUUAUCUUGUUCUGCUCUUCUUGGGCAGAGAUGCCAAGGAAGAAAAUCUGGAUUGGGGAACAUUGGAAUGUAUUUUUUAUUUUUAAAACAAACCUGCAUCUCUAGUGUGACUCUAAUGUUUGCUGAGCCGUGAUUUCCAUAUGAGGACUUGUUUAAGUUAUGGGGUGUGUCACUAUCCCCUCUCCCCAUCUCUGCAACGAGAGACAAGCUGCUCAGCAAGGUUUUGGAGGUUCGGGCUGGAGCCGAGUUGGGGAGAGGGAGAGCAUGUGUGAGGUGAGGUGAGGUAAGGUGAGGUGAGGUAAGGUGAGGUGAGGUGAGGUGAGGGGUUGUGUUGAGUGUCUCUUUUUGUUUUCCCUGAUAUGAUAACCUGGUCUGUGGUGUUGCAGUACUUUGUCACCAGACUUGUUUUAGUGUGUAUAUAUGUGACCCCUCCCAUGAAGCAUAUAUACACAGGUAUUAAAUAUAUCUCUAUAUAUAAUAUUAUAUGUGUGUGGUAUCAAAGGAAUCUUUUAAAAUGAGGGUAAAGGAAUAGGACUCGGGCCAGGAAACGCAGCAUCUCCAGUUUAAAUAUGAAGACUUUUAUUUGGCAUAGGAAAAGGAAAAUAACAAAAGAGGGGAGGGGUUUAUAUAGAUAUGUAUAAAUUUUGAGAUGGGACAGGUUUCCCUGUUCACAUUUUUGAAACCCCUUAGGAUGUCCUUGCAGUCCUAUCUCAGUGAGAGAGUAUUAUACUGCUAGCUAGUGAGUUAAGUUUUAAUGGUAAGGCUUUGCUUAUAUUAUUUAAAGGGACAUUGUGAAAGACAGGAAGGUUCACACUUGACUUCUUAGGCUCGCUUUAUCAAGCCAAGAGGGUUUUCUUCAGCACACAUGUGCUCUCAGCAAAACUGCUCAGCGCUCGCAGCUCUACAACAGAUAAACCACAAAUGGUAGGGCUGCGUUAGUGGUGUGUUCACAAGACUCUGAUAACUCUCUCUUCUUCAUUCAUGUGAGAGAAGAAAAUUCUGCAGCACAGAACCAAAUUUGAGGGUUAUUAACAAAAGAAGUGAUGUUCUAAUUUUGUAACAUUAGAAGAAAAUUUCAUAUCCCGUAAAAUAACCACAGACAUUCACACAGAGCAGAAACUUGUUAAAUGCUGAAGGACUUAGUGAAACUCUUUUCCCAAAUUCUUUGGUAGGGGCAGGGAUUUAAGUGACACUGGCAUUGGAGUUAACCUGGCCUUUACAGGGGGAAAUAAAAAAAAACAAACAACCAAACAACAGAAAAUACCCUACUUAGCUUGUAUGAAACUGUAUGUCAAAAAUGGAUGGAUUUUAGCAAGCGAAAGGAAAAGAUAGCAAGGGGAUGCUGCAGUUCUGAGCUGGGUAGUAAUGAUUUCGAGUCCUUUAAUAUGUCUUUGUAUUAAUAUAAUUUAAGAAUACCACGCUUUACUAUUAAAAAAGAACUUAGUAUCUUUCAUAAGGUCUAGUAUCAGGAUAAUAAUGUAGAUGUUUUAACAACGUUUUUGUUCUUAAAUAAAGAAAAAAACCAAACUUGCUUCUUAUAGCCUUUGUAAUAGAAAAUAAAAGUGUGCACUUUAAACCGUC
Pseudopipra pipra is the source of this 7300-nucleotide messenger RNA. It is a transcript of the gene ZC3H7B, whose product is annotated as zinc finger CCCH-type containing 7B. The transcript has 23 exons. Gene Ontology annotation, biological process: miRNA processing. Gene Ontology annotation, molecular function: metal ion binding; protein binding; miRNA binding. Lineage: Eukaryota; Metazoa; Chordata; Aves; Passeriformes; Pipridae. The record is from RefSeq and is a predicted model, not a curated record. Bases 252 to 3284 code for a protein of 1010 amino acids.